Messenger RNA from Culicoides brevitarsis, 1074 nucleotides. RefSeq names its product pyrimidine-specific ribonucleoside hydrolase RihA-like. The record is from RefSeq and is a predicted model, not a curated record. Lineage: Eukaryota; Metazoa; Arthropoda; Insecta; Diptera; Ceratopogonidae. Bases 30 to 989 code for a protein of 319 amino acids. Gene Ontology annotation, molecular function: hydrolase activity, hydrolyzing N-glycosyl compounds. The transcript has 2 exons.
UGUCAAGAAGAAUAAUUUUUUAAUAAAAAAUGGAAACGAAAAGUGUCGUAAUUGACGUCGACGUUGGCGCAGAUGAUGCUUGGGCUCUUUUGUUAGCUCUGAACAACGAAAAACUCGGAAAUUACAAAAUUCGAGCCAUUACUUGCACUUUUGGAAACACAACUUUGGAAAAUGUGGGCAAAAAUGUCUUAAAAGUGCUCGAAACUGUCGAUCGAUUGGAUAUCCCAAUUUUUCUCGGAAGUUCAGAGCCUUUAAUCAUCCAUUCCCCAAAAAAUGGCGAAAAAGACGAAAAUUUUCACGGAUCCGACGGUUUAGGCGACGUAAUUGACCCAAAAACGCAUCUCAACCCGGAUUUACUUCAAAAAACCUCCGCCAUCGAAGCAAUUCGCGACAUUUUACUUUGCGAUAAAAACGUUCAUCUAAUCUGCUUGGGCCCGUUAACAAACAUCGCCUUGUUACUAAAAAUGCAUCCCAAUGUCAGAGAUAAGAUACGCGAGAUUACAAUUAUGGGCGGCAAUCGUCACGGCGUCGGAAAUAUCACGAGAGCGGCGGAAUUUAAUUUUCACUGCGAUCCGGAAGCGGCUUUUAUAGUUUUUCAAUCCGCUCGUUGCCCGAUCAAACUUUUGCCAUUGGAAAGUGUGAAACACAACAAAAUGAUCGAAAAAUCGUGGAGAUUUGAUGUUUUGGGAAAAGUUGAUGGAAAAAUCACGAAAUUAAUGAAUCCGAUAGAGGAAAAGUUGUUGAGUCGAAGUAAUUUUUGGUAUCCGUUCGAUGCUUAUGCAGUUGCGAGUUUUAUAAAGCCUGAAAUUGUUAAGAGGGAGACAAAUUUGCACGUGACGAUCGAACUUGGAGGAUUUUUUACAAGAGGUCAAGUCGUUAUUGAUCAUGUUGGAAAGGAAAAGUGCAAAAAUGUGACCGUAUUUGAGGAAAUUGACAUUGAAAUGUUUAGAAAUCUUAUGAAAGAAGUAGUUGAUGCUCAAAAAAAUUGAAUUAAUUUGAAAUAAAUUUAAAAGUUUUCGAAUAAUAAUUGAGUUAAAGGCAAAAUAUUAAUUAAAAUUGUUUAAAUUAAAUCCU